Molecule: messenger RNA, 875 nt
Organism: Ruditapes philippinarum (Manila clam)
Lineage: Eukaryota; Metazoa; Mollusca; Bivalvia; Venerida; Veneridae
Exons: 10
Coding region: 55-819 (254 amino acids)
Source: RefSeq, a predicted model, not a curated record
AAAAAACGUGUCAUUUCUGUUUUCUCUUUAGUUUCACUUUUCUAGCUGGACAAAAUGAAUACAGAUAAAAUGACGUGUCUUCUGGUUUCAAUUUACAUUUUUGUUGGAAUUGCUACUGUUGUAUCAUCGCAAAGCACCAUUAGAUGUAGGUGGUGUAACCGGGCAAGCACUUUGUCUGAUUGUAACAAACUUAUAAUUUGUGACGCAACACUCGAGGAAUGCUUCAUGGACGAAUUGUUAACGGACCAACUAACAGUUGUUUAUCAAGGCGGCUGCAGAUCUAAGGAUGUUUGUGCCAAAAGUGGAAAAAAACGAAGUGACUUAGUUACAUGUUCAAGGUGUUGUGGUUUCGGAGAUGAUUGUAAUAAACGGCUAUGCGGUAUCAAAGAUGGCACGUUAACCAGUAGCCAAUGUUACAGUUGUGAUAACAGAAAUUCGCACGGUUUUGGUGUAACAGAUCCAAAAUUAUGUGUAACCCUUGAAACAUGUCAACCAAAUGAGGUUUGCUAUACUUCUCAAGAAGACUUCGGUGGUAAAGAUACGUUUUACUAUGGCUGUUUCAAUAAAGCCAUAUGUGAUAACUUGAUGAACAAUGCUUAUCAAGACUUUAGAUUGUGUGUUUCGAAUAAAACAGGACUAUCCCCAGGAUUCGAUCGUGACGCAAUAUGUGGUAAUAUCGGACGACGCGCGACGUCAAUAUGCCACUCUUGUUGUGCUGAUGGCGGUUGUAACUAUGGCACAUGUCAUGAACAAAAUGCACGGAUCUUCACGCUAGCAGAGAAUGGAAAAUUUGAUAUGACGACAUUAAAGUCCAUUUAGAAAGCGAUAGGACCGAUGUUAAACGAUUUUUAUGGAAAUAAACGAAAUUUACAAUC